CGAAUUCAAGCAGAUAAUAUCAAAACUUGUCAAAUUUCAAUUUAAAUUAGUAUCUAUUCGAACUCAAAACAUAAGGAUGGAGAAGUAAUUUAAUGAAUCCAAAAUGGGAAAUUUUGGUUUUUCUUAAGCACUCAAAACAGAGUGGGAGAGAGUAAUUUUUUAACCAAAAACGAAAACCCAGGUGUUAUUUCUUUCAUUUUACUCCCAAAAUGAGUCAGAAGCCCCUGAUCUACGCCUUUGUCUCGCGGGGCACCGUGCUUCUUGCAGAGUACACUGAGUUCAGCGGCAACUUCAACUCCAUUGCGUUUCAGUGCCUGCAGAAGCUUCCUGCUUCCAACAACAAGUUUACUUACAACUGCGAUGGCCACACCUUUAAUUAUCUUGUUGAUAAUGGUUACACAUAUUGUGUGGUUGCAGAUGAAUCAGUUGGAAGACAAAUACCUAUUGCUUUUUUGGAGCGUGUCAAGGAUGACUUUGUUUCAAAAUAUGGUGGUGGAAAGGCUGCCACUGCUCAAGCCAACAGCCUUAACAAGGAAUUUGGUCCAAAAUUGAAAGCUCAUAUGCAGUACUGUGUUGAUCAUCCGGAAGAGAUAAGCAAGCUUGCAAAGGUGAAAGCACAGGUUUCUGAAGUCAAAGGUGUUAUGAUGGAGAAUAUUGAAAAGGUUUUAGAUAGAGGGGAAAAGAUUGAGCUGCUCGUGGAUAAGACUGAUAACCUUCAUCAUCAGGCACAAGACUUUCGUAAUUCUGGGACCCAAAUCCGGAGGAAAAUGUGGCUGCAAAACAUGAAAAUUAAGCUGAUAGUACUUGGAAUAGUGAUUGCUUUGAUCCUCAUCAUAAUCCUCUCUGCUUGCCAUGGUUUCAACUGCGGGAAAUGAGUAACGUUCUUCAAGAUGCUUGCUUUGUUUGUUACCAAAGCUUUUGUGAUAUAAUAUUGUGGGGUAAAAAACAUAUAAAUACGGAUAUGAAAAUAUAUGAUCCUGAAUUUGUAAUAAUAGUGAAAAUUUAGAAAUUUCCCAACAUUUGUUACCAGAAGGACAUAUUUUGCUUGUGAAUGAGACCUCAACUUCUGUUUUA
Messenger RNA from Mangifera indica (mango), 1074 nucleotides. Its product is annotated as vesicle-associated membrane protein 722-like. Gene Ontology annotation, biological process: vesicle-mediated transport. Gene Ontology annotation, cellular component: membrane. Lineage: Eukaryota; Viridiplantae; Streptophyta; Magnoliopsida; Sapindales; Anacardiaceae. The record is from RefSeq and is a predicted model, not a curated record. The transcript has 6 exons. The coding region runs from base 210 to 875 and encodes 221 amino acids.